UUUAGUAAAAGCAUAUCUUUUCAUAAACUUUUAUUUUAUAUUUUAAAACUUUGUGUAGAGGAUUAAUAUGUCUCUAUUUAAACUAAUUGUACUUUUAAACAUAGUUAAUUUAUCUAUUGAAUUAUCUCAUGUUGAGCUUCAUUGUAAUUUUUCCAAAUACAUAUUAAAUUUUUUUAAACACCAUGAAAAGUACUUAUUGUAUCUUGAAAAACAAAACAGUAUCUUUCCAGUUACUCAUGAAGAUCUCAAAACCUAUGGCACAUCUUUAAAAACACAUGGUAGGAUUAUAAUGGGUAUGUUGGAUGCAUUGCGAAUAAAGGGUAAAGAAUCUAAAGCAAAUGAUUUAAUGUCUGUUAAUUUAUACUUAAACAAUGUUUCUGAGUCAUUAAAUUUCAUAGUUAGGAACAGUGCAGGUAAAUAUGAUCGGAAUCUUUCUAGCGUCCUCAAAGGAUAUCAAUUAUUUCAUCGAGUAAUGGUUAAUGCUCUAGAAGAGUUUAUAAACAAAAGUUGCAAUAAUGUUACUGUUGACGAAGAUUUUAUUAAAUGUCCCAACUAUAAUACAUCAGGAAAAUAUAAUAUAAAAUACUUACCAGAAGUUUCGGAAAAACUUAUAAACCGGCUAUUAAAUAAAAAUUCAUUUAAGAUUGAUCCAAAUAAUCUGGUCCCAUUGUUAAAUAAAAAUGAAGUAUUCAUUUCUUUAUCGACAUCAUUAAACUCAAAAAACUAUAAGGACUACGACCCGAAAAAUUUAUUGUUUUAUGAUUUAUUAACUCCAAAUAACACGGAAUCAAAAAUACAACACUUAUCAGACAUCCAAAAAAAUGAACCUUCAAUUAUGGUAAAUGAAAAAUCUUUAGAUUUAUUGAAAUAUGCAAAAGUCAAAGUUAGAUAUAAUGGAAAAAGUAUGUUAAAUAUAACUGACGUAGUUCGAUAUAUGUUGUUUAGUUUUGAUACACAAAACAUGAUUUCAUUUCAGGAACUUGUAAUGGCUGCAUCUAUUCUACCUCUUUUGUCAAUUUUACAAACAUUUUGUUUGUUUAUCAAAAAUUCACCAAAGGAAAAUAAUAAAGUAAAAUGUUACAGUGAAGAUGUGGAUUUCUCAAGAAUAAUUAAAGUUGGAGAAGAGAUUCUUAAAAACAGUGUCUUAUUCAAUAAUUACAAUAUUUUUGUUGGAGGUCCAAAAAAAAUCUUGAUUAAAAUAAUUGAAACGUUUGAAAAAUUUAUAAGUCAAAUCAAACUUAAUAAAAAACUUCAUUUUUCUUCAUUACAACUAAUUCUGAAUCUUACGAGUUCAUUUUUAAAAGGUAAUAGACUUGAUCAUUCACUCUACUCAGUUUCCACUCAGGAUUUAAAAGAAAUAAACUUUAAAGAUCAAUUUUCUCAAAUUGAACAAUUUUCUAAUCGAGUUACAAAUUACACAACAGCAUUUAAAAAAUAUGUACCAUUAUUUAAAACUGUACAGAGAACUUAUUUUUUUGGAGUUCUUUUUGUACUUAAAAACAAGAAUUUUAUUGAUGAUAGUAUUGAAUAUAUUUUGAAACAGUAUAAUUAUUGUAAUUUGUAUGAUAAUUAUAAAAAAAAUAUUGAUGAAACUGAAAGUUCUGUAGAGAUCGAUAAAAACGAUGAUUUUGUAUUUGAUGUAGAAGAUGUGGUUGUAGAUCUUUACACAGAAAUUGUGGACAAUAAGUACACUACAAAUAAAAAAUGUGAAUAUGCAAUAAAUGCAAAGCCAAGAGACCAAUUUAAAAGUAUGCCGAAAUACAUAAAGGAUUAUUUACUUUUUGAUUAAAAGUCAUAAUUAUUAACAAUUUUUUCCUGUAUUUAAUUUAUAGAUUAUGAUAAAUCACAUUUUAUUAAAUAAAUAUUUCACCCCUAAUAUGCAAACAACUUUUUUUAUAAAAAAAAUUAUUCUUCUACCAACAUCCCUUACAUCUUACACUUAAAAAAGCUUUUGAUUUUCGAAAUUGCUACUUUAUUUAUUUUUUUUCAUUAGAUUCAUUCAAUUUAAAAAAAUGAUUCGUUUUUCAACGAGUUAUAGCUGUUUAUAGUUAAGGAGCGAUCAGAAAAAACGAUUUACACAAUUCCCAAAUCUAUCAACGCUACCGUCAUGAUAACUGUACAUCGUAACAUACUAUUAUGAACCUAUACUACUUAUCAAUUUACAACCCCAAAAAGAUGUUUUUUAAAACAUAUUUAAAAAAUAAUUACGUUUUUUUCUGAUCGCCCCUAAAUAUUAAACAGCCGUUAUUGAAAAUUGAAUAAAAUAAUAUAAUCUUUUA
Molecule: messenger RNA, 2279 nt
Organism: Daktulosphaira vitifoliae (grape phylloxera)
Lineage: Eukaryota; Metazoa; Arthropoda; Insecta; Hemiptera; Phylloxeridae
Exons: 2
Coding region: 68-1789 (573 amino acids)
Source: RefSeq, a predicted model, not a curated record